Molecule: messenger RNA, 6888 nt
Organism: Leishmania mexicana MHOM/GT/2001/U1103
Lineage: Eukaryota; Euglenozoa; Kinetoplastea; Trypanosomatida; Trypanosomatidae
Exons: 1
Coding region: 1-6888 (2295 amino acids)
Biological process (GO): tRNA methylation
Cellular component (GO): cytosol
Source: RefSeq, a predicted model, not a curated record
AUGGCAGAGAAGACCGCGAAUGCGUCGCUCAUGCGACGUCGCCAGCGCCGCCCCGGUCUUCAAAGCACGUUCGAUGUGCCGGAGGAUGUACGGCAGUCCCUGGAGCGGGUGGCGCGAGCCCUCCUCGUGACGGCACCGUCCUCAGCAAUGGCCACCACGGUGGUGCGCACGGCGGACGCCGCACUUCAGGAGCUCCUUCAGCGCUCCCUCACCCCAGAACAGCAGUUGCACGCCAUCUCGAAAGUGACGGGUGCCAUACGUGAGAUCCCAAAGUCUUGGCUGGCAGCCACUCUCACUGAGUCGACUGGUGAGCUCUACUCGUGGGGCCGCACCCUAGCACUGGAGGCAGUGGUGCCGCUGCUCCUCGACUGCCGCGUGCGCUAUCUGCACCGAGCGCUCAUGACUCUGCUGCGAACGCUUCUGCCUGCACCAGACGCCGCCACGGAGGCGACUGUGCGUGAAAUGUACGUUGCACGCAUCCUGCGCUGCGCCAAAGCUUGGGAGGCAGACGCCGCUAACGCCAUGAGACCUGUUGCGGCGCUUGGUGCCCACAGUGACACCCCCGAGGCUGCCGCCGCGGUGUACUUCCCCUGCAACUCGGAGGAUCGAGGCACCAUUAUCCCCGCUGCGCAAAGCAUGGGCGACUGCAGCGCUGAACACGAUCGGGUGUUGAACUUCUUGAAUGCAGUAGAUGGACUUACAAGUACGUUGAUGCCCAUGAUGCCUGGCAUAUUCAAGGACACGUUUCUGGAGGUGCUGCCGCUGCUUGCCGACAGCUUCCAGUGGGUCGUCGUUAACGCGACUAGCCACAGUCGUGUCCAGACUAGCACCACCACCGAUGCAAGUGAUGGCGCAGGCACGUUGUCACGGCUGCCCAACGAGGCUGCACAAAGUGAAACUUAUGCGGAUGAGGAGGCCAGCAACGGUCUGGCGGUGGCGGUGCCACCAGUAUCGCAUAACGCCGACGCUGCUGCUGUGUUUGGCGAGGAUCUCGAGCACAUUCGCUUCUGUGUCCGCGUAGUUGCGGCGUACAUCCACAAGUACAUGGACUCGCUUACGCUGGCGAUGGCGUCCGGCGCUACCGGCGACAACGUGCGCCGCGAUCUGACGCGUCUGCUGCAACCCACCGUCGUCAUGCUCUAUUCGCCCAUCUUCCCAAAGGAUGUUCUGAACGCGGUUGGACUACUGGUGGCGUCGAUCUUGACGGUGCGCACGUGCGACGCGUGGCUGUUGGCCUUCGUAUGCGCCGCGCUACGCAACAGCGUCGCCAAGUGCACAGGUGGUGCUGCCAGGCUUCUCGGCGUGGAGGCGUCCCCCGAGUUGCCGGAGAGCAGGACAACGGGUGCCUUCUCGCUCGCGCACCUUUUUGCGCAGGCCGACGUGGCUCUGCGCAUUGUGUCGGCAUCGAACCCGCGAGAGGCAGCUCAGGCUGAUGGUGGCGCUGGGGCUAAGGCCCUGCACGACGUCUUUUCCCACUUAACACCCAAUGGCUGCUUUGCGUUGCUCAAGGGCAUUCUGGCCCACACGUCGGCGCCGAUUCGCGGAGACUGGAUGUCGCUCGGGUUCUUACUGAGGCCUCUACCGUGGACCUCGCUGUCGGCAACUGGGGCGGAAAAAGAGCCGAGCAAUGUCUCGCAUGGCACUGUCGUAGUCUACGACAUCAUUUUGCAGGCGGCGCAGCAGUAUUGCAACGUCGUGCAGGAGCCGGAGACGCGAUUCAUGGCUAUUCAGACGGUGGACAGCGUCGUGCGCCACGUGAGCUCGGUUCUGACGAUCGCCGUCAAGGCGCUUGCGCAGUCUGCGAAGAGCGAGGGUGCCGCCGCUCUCACGAAACUGGCCUCAUCCCAGUCUUCGCUAGAGUCUGCGACACCAGAGGUGAAGGAGGCGACUGCGCUUCGUCGCCACCUCUCCUCGCUGUGCACUUCAUCGCCAAAGUUGCAGAACGCCCUCUCCUACGCCACGCAGCUCAUCAUGGCGCUGUGGGAUGACGGCACACAGCAGAUGUCCGGUGCCCUCUACGGCACGUACGGCGAGAUCUUGAAGAUAUAUGCGCUGCUUCGCGGUAGCGCCUCUCCUGCGCCCGGCGAACAGUUCGACCGUAGCGCCGACACCUCCGUGACGCUCGAUCAGAUCCUCCAAGCCCAAGCAGAGCGCCGCGGAAAGUACCACGCGCUUCUUGGCUUGCUCUCUACGAUGCCGCUGGGCGACUUCAUCGCGGUGCUGCAGCGGCACUAUGGCUGCCCCAACGCCGCAGCAGACGCCGUCUCCGCCUUCUCCCGCUCACUGUUGACUGGGGCGAGCAAUCACAAGAUUGGCAACGUAGCCGGCGACGUCUUUGCUCAGUUGGCGCGAGGCAUUGCGAAGGCACCGCCAGGCUCUGCGAUCGCAGGCUGCCGCUGCGACGGCGAAACAGCCGAGCACGUAAUGCAGCGUGGCAUCAUCAAGCCGCUAGCACGCGCGAUCACAGAGAAAGGCUACGUUGGCGUCUCGUCCAACGUCAGUGAGGCGGUGAACAUAUCGCACAUAACCGCCCACUUUGUGGCGCCUUUGGUGAAGCAGGACCCAGCGUGUCUGCGCGCCAUACUCACCGCCGUCACCGCAAACCUGGACGGCGCCUCCUAUGGAGAGACCUCGUUCCCCUGCACCGUGGCAGCACCGGAGUACGAGCGCGUUGAGCAAGGCGUCGUCGAGGCGGUCGCUCGCGCGCGCGGCGUCGGGGUAGACAUUACGCCCUAUCUCGCUCCCGGCAGCACUAUACUGCGGGUACUGGAGGAAGGUAGCCGCAGCCUCAACUACGAGGUGCGCAAUACAGCUUUGUGUCUCUGCGUGCUGGGCGUCAAGAAAAUUCAAGCCGUGCAGCUGUGGCAGCUGCGCAGGGUGGAGGAGUACAUCAUCUUUAACAUGCACCUCGGCGGAGACAGCGCCGCACGCAAAGGACUUCUAGAGAUGGUGAAGAAGUGGGUGCGUCGUCUCAUGGAGAGUUACACCAGCAAACCCCAGAAUGGGGAAUCGACUUCGGCUUCGGCGACGCCUAAGAAGGCGCAGAAGAAGGGUGAGCGGCAGGAGGACGGUGUGGCGGCUGCCCAACGCUCUGGUACAUCGUCGCCAGUGACGGUUUCCUCCAGCGGACCGGACUUGCAGCUGGAGCUGGGCACCGCAAUGUAUCGGGCGGCGGUGAUGGAUCACUGCAGACGCCUCUCGAGCAUCUUCGCCCAGAACAUCGGCACGAGUGCCCACGCAGGCGCCGGGCUUUCGGUGGAGCGGCGCGUUGCAGCCAUGAUGGGGUACUCCAUUCUUCUGCAAGGGCUGCGCACACAUGUCGCCAAAAAGGAGGCUAUGGAAUGGACUGUCGCCACAGAACCGGUGAACGGCGGCGCCGCAUUGCCGUUGCUGCACAUCUGUGUCGUACCAUCCCUCCUUGCCACGCUGUCGGAUGGCUGGUUGCAAGCGCGUGAGAGUGCCCGAGAGCUGCUGCGCGCCUUCUGCGAGUUGGCCCCAGCGGCGGUGUUCACGGCGACUAGCGGCAUUGACGGCGGCAGCGCCGUCUCUGCGUCCGCUUUGGCGGCGCGCGCUCAUCAGGAUCUGCUCCGUGCGCAGACGUUUCGCAACGCUGAGGGCGCCGUGGGGCGGUUUCUCAUCUUUACCACGCUCACCGCGGAGGCACAGGAGGCCACAAGGCAGCGUCCGCUGGAGGAGCUUGAGCACCUCAGCGGCCUGCUGGAUCGAGAACGUACGUCUGUGGAAGGCAAGUGCGCCGAGAUGAGCGCGAUGCGUGGUGCGAAGGCAUAUGCCUACAUUCAGGCAAACCCCCUCCACGGCGUCCUCUCCCUUUGCGCGGAGCUGCUAAGCCUCAUGGCGUCGGUCGAGUGCCGAGCCGCCGCGGCUUCCCCGUCGCCGCUGCUGACGGUGGCGUGCACGAAUCUCUUGCAGUGCUGCUGCCUUGUCCUGCGCACCUGCAGCUCAUUGGUGGGCUCGGAGACAGUGACCGCCGGCGCUACCGCGUCGUCUGUCCCGGACGAUGUUGUAGACUGCCGCGGGCAUGUCUACGACCGCAGUCGGCCCGAGGCGGAGUCUGUGAUGCGAGGAGUGGUGAACAACACCUGGCUCAGCAUGCGCGUCGCCGCAGGCUCCAUCACGCGCCUCUUGAAGGUACGGCCUGUACACGCCAUGCCGUUCGCUGCCGUUCAUGCGGCCGCCUACGAGCUCGUGCAUGCGCUACUCCUCACGAAGCACAACGGGGUGAUGCGGUGUGUCCGUGAGGCGCUCAAAGCCCUCGUGGCCACACUGGUGCGCUCUCGUCAAACGCUGUUCUACCAACUCCCGGCAGAGCUGCUCGACUACUUGAUGGGGUCGGAGGGCGUCACUUCUGGACAUGUCACCCGCAUGCUGCGGCGCAGCCAAGGCCUUCCGCAUGCUAUCCUUGCAGUGCUCGAGGCGGAAGACACGACGGUGCCGUACUGCCUCUUUCCAUCAGCGAUGAGGCAACUUCUGCGCGUCGCGCGCGGCGACAUCGCCGGUGAACAUGCGCUGGGCGGCGCCGAGACCGCGCCUCUUGGUGUUUCUGCCGAGGCGGUGCGGCGUAGCCAGCUCUCAAACGCGCUUAACGUGAUGAAGUUCAUCUUCGAGGACAAGGUGUUUGCCGACCGCGUUGUGGCGUACAUCGAGGAGGCGUUCUCCUUAGCAACAGAAGGCUUCCACGACGUCAGUUGGUACACGCGCAACAGCUCGCUCAUGCUCUUUUCCGCCGUCAUCCACCGUUUUGUCGGCGAGCACCCGUCGACCGGCGGCUCUGGUGUGAACACCUCACUGCACGACAUCGCAAAGCGCAUGCCGCGAGGAGUCGCCUACGCGUACGCGGAGCUGACGAGAGGGAGCCGAUCGGUCCAGGCAGCGAAGGGCGAGGACGGCGGUGCCACCUCUGCUGUCGAGGUAAGCGUUGCUCUUUUCCCGGUGCUGCAGCUUCUGUCAAUGCUCUCGCCAGAUCCGCCGCACCUCAUCACCAAGGUCAGCCACGGCGAGUUGGACGACGCGGCCCGCAUGAUAAAGGCUGUAAUGCAGUGCGCCGGUUCGCCCAGUUUGAUGGUUCGCUCCGCCAGCGCGGUGGCGCUGUGCUGUUUGGUGCCGCUUUCCUCUCUGAGGAGUGCGAUUGAGCAGACUCGGCGGGGUUUGUCACUAGAGCCGCUGCAGCACCAUCACUCUCUCACGGACUCCGCAGAUCACCCGGGCCUGCUCAAACAACGCGAGGGCGCAGCUAGCUGUGGCUUGAACUCGUGCCAUGGCGCAGUGCUGCAGCUGCUGCAGUUUCAUGCUCAGUACGUCGGGACGCUGCGCCGCCACUACAGACAGAAGCGCAGCAGCUACGCCACACCGACGGUCGCCGAGGCGGUCAUUCAGGCGAUUAGUGAGACUCUUCUCUCUUGUCAGCAAGCGCUCGUCAGGGCCUGCACUGUGAGCGCAACUGUGGCGGCUUCGCUGUUCGCCUUAUUGGCAGAUAUCGUCUUCUACGGCGCGCGACACAAGCUAAGCGCGGGGCAGCAGCACGCAGUGCGCGGCAUGUGUGUUGAGGCUAUGAGCGCUUAUCUGAAGGCGCGCCAUGUCGUCUCGGAGCGUGGCAGCGUGAUGGAGAGUGUGAGUGCCAUGCUCGUGUUUCUGGCUGCGCAGCGUGAAAGGGCCCCGAUUGGGCAUUGGACGGGGGUGGAGCAGAGUCAGUUAACUGAAUUGCUGCAAGAGGAGGCCGCCGUCCUUCGCAUCCGGCGCGGCGAGCACAACCUCAUCUCGUGGGCCAUGACGCAGCUCCAGCACUACUCGGAUGCGAGCGAUGCUCUCAACAAGGCGGACGUUGGGGUGAUACUGCGCGUGAUGUCACGCGAUCUGAACUGUGACCUUCCACAGCUGGCGCUGAAGUCAUUGACGGAACUGUUUGACGGCGCCGCAAGCCCGUCGUCGCCCAUGACGACGACGAUCGGGUGCGUUGCAUGGGGGCAGCUUGUCUCGCACAUGCGUUUUGCUGCCAUGACCAUGACGCUGACGAACAAGACGGCCGAUGGGACCACUGAAUCGCCCGAUUCAUCCGACCUCUCCAGCCUCGGCGCAGGGCAGCAGACUCCUGCUGUCAAACAGUUGCAUGCGACGCUUGUCUCUCUCCUUACUCUGUCUGCUGACAGAGACGACUCCGAGACGACCACGCCGCUGCACAACUCGGAUGCCUGCAGCGCGGCGCUCGACUUCAUCACCACGCAUGACAUUUAUGUCUCUGACGCCCACGCUGUGUCCCCUGCCGUCGCGCACCUCUUGUCCUACUACUGUGAGCCGGAGCAGCCACUGGAGUCUCGCUUGGCAGUGGUCAAAGCACUGCGCACCGCACAGUCCUUUAUGCGCUGCAGCGCCACAGCCGCGGCGUCUUCGGCGGCGUCUACAUGCCCAGCGAGUGCUGUCACGCUCUUUUUGGUGCUGUUGCGGUUGCUGGUGGAUGACACGUCCGAGAUUCGUGAAGCAGCAGCGACUAUCUGCUCUCGCGGCAUGUGGGGCGUACACCAGGCUCCCCGAGACCAAGUUUCCUGUCUCCUUGCGGUCGUGCGCCUCCUGCGUCGGCUGCACGGCGCUGGCCUCUUGUCUGGCGUCGACGUGCUCAGGUUCGUCACGUCCCUCGCAGACGCACGAACGACUGCGUCGGCUGUUGCCGGGGCCGCACCGGCGGAAGAGGUCGAUGACGGAGAAGAAGUCGCCGGUAGCGACGACGAGGAUGUCUUGUUUCAGAAGGAAGCGGCGAACAUGUUUGCCGAGAAGACAGCUCUGUCGCAUCUUGCUGCGCACAUCUUGGGCAACGCCACCAGUGACGCUACCGUGAUGCCGGUCUGCUUCUCCGUGUAUGACAGCUUCCUGGUGUAA